CUUUAUAUAUAAUUUGAUUCCUGAAUAUUGGUAUGCAUCCCGAAAUUUUUCACUCUAGUUGUUGAAUCAUGAAGCUAUACCUUUGCAAGGGAAAGGCUUUUGUUUCUUUGGUAGUCGUGUUGUUAAUCAUGACAGUGAUGGUACGGAAGGGCGAAGGGCACACGUGUGGGAAUACGUUCUUCUCGGCACUGGUGCAGCUAAUACCAUGCAGGACAUCUGUUUCUCCGUUUAGCCCUGUCCCACCAAGCCAGACAUGCUGCAACGCCAUCAAAACUCUUGGACAGCCUUGUUUGUGUGUGCUUGUUAAUGGCCCUCCUAUAUCUGGUGUUGAUCGAAGCAUGGCCUUGCAGCUUCCUGACAAGUGCGCCACCAAUUUUGAUCCAUGCGAAUUAGCAAGGAAGUAAUAUUGUGCAGUGAAGAUCCAGUAAUAAACAUGAGGUCGUUGCGUGAAGUAAUAAGGGGUAGAAUAGGAAUUAGCUUCUUCGCCGUAGAUGGCUUCUAAUAAUUAGCAGCUAAUGUUCAAGUUCCGGAAAACAUUAGGAUGAAUUACAAUAAGUUGUAUAAGUAGUGAAGUAGUACACAGUCAUUUGCAAAUGCAGAGCAAGCCAAAUGUUACUCGGCUUUUAACAUUUUAGGCAUGUUGCUGGUCUUGUUUUGGUUUUGGAUGUGGCUGUUCUGUUUUGUUCUGUUCUGAGCUGCCUGGUUGAAGUGAACGGCUUAAGCUUUGCUUCUUCUUUUUUUUUUUCUUUGGUUGAAUCCUGAAAUUUUGAAAGAUAUCUGUUGUCCCUGUAAAUUUUGUUCGUGAUAUCUGUUCACUUUAAAUAAAACUAUAUGGACUGACUUUCGAGUUUUCUGAA
Molecule: messenger RNA, 857 nt
Organism: Spinacia oleracea (spinach)
Lineage: Eukaryota; Viridiplantae; Streptophyta; Magnoliopsida; Caryophyllales; Amaranthaceae
Product: protein LIM1
Exons: 2
Coding region: 69-404 (111 amino acids)
Biological process (GO): systemic acquired resistance
Molecular function (GO): fatty acid binding
Source: RefSeq, a predicted model, not a curated record